CCCAAAAUAUGCUUAUUAUAUACACUUCUUUUUCUCUCUCUCCUAUAUUUGUGGUCAGAAUAGAGCUAUGCCAAAAAAUCAACCCUUCUGAGGAAGACUGGAAAAUGCUAGGCUGCUGCUUACAGGGGUGGAAUCCGUUUGGUUUGGUUUGGUCUAGGUUAGCCACAACUGAAUCUCUAUCUCCUUGUCUCAGGAUGUCUUUUUGACAUUGCUGUUUUGUUCUUUAGAGAUAGAUCUAUAUAAAUUUAAGAGAGAUGUCAUCUAGAUCAACAAACAAGCCGAGUUGUUCGAGAAGCAGCUCUGCUCAAUCGAAACAUGAAGCUCGAGUUGUUGCACAAACCCCAAUUGAUGCUAAAUUACAUGUCGACUUUGAGGAAUCAGAUAGAGGGGGUUUGUUUGAUUACUCAACAUCAGUUGAUAUUUCAACUUCCACAAAUAACAACAUCCCAUCUUCAAUAGUAUCCACUUACCUUAGAAAAAUCCAAAAGGGUAGUCUAAUUCAGCCAUUUGGUUGUAUGAUAGCCAUCCACGAACAAAAUUUCAAAAUCCUAGCCUAUAGUGAAAACGCCCCACAAAUGUUAGACCUCGAUAGUAAUCAAGAAGAAGAUCAAGUUCUAACAUUUGGAAUUGACGUGAGAUCUCUCUUCUUACAACAAGGUGCUGCUUCUCUUCACAAAGCAGCUAGUUUUGGCGAACUUAACUUCCUUAACCCUAUACUACUUCAUUCAAAGGCUUCCUCUAAACCCUUUUACGCCAUCCUUCACAGAAUUGACGUUGGGUUAGUCUUGGAUUUGGAGCCUGUUAACCCCGAAGAAGUCCCUGCUAUAAAGACCUCUGCUGGUGCGUUGAAAUCGUAUAAGCUAGCGGCGAAAGCCAUAUCAAGGCUGCAAUCUCUCCCGAGUGGGAACAUAUCGCUUCUAUGCGAUGUUGUGGUUCAGGAAGUUAGAGAAUUAACAGGCUACGAUCGUGUCAUGGUGUAUAGAUUCCAUGAAGACGAGCAUGGAGAAGUCAUCGCUGAGUCAUGUAAACCCGACAUGGAUUCUUACUUAGGAUUGCAUUAUCCUGCUACGGAUAUUCCUCAAGCAUCUAGGUUCCUCUUCAUGAAGAAUAAAGUUAGGAUGAUUUGCGAUUGUCAUUCCCCGCAGAUAAAGGUGGUCCACGACGAGACAUUGGAACAACCGGUGAACCUAUGUGGGUCCACGUUGAGGUCUCCUCACGGUUGUCACGCGCAAUACAUGGCCAACAUGGGUUCCAUAGCGUCUCUUGUCAUGUCGGUUACUAUCAGCGGCGAAGAUGAAGACGAGGAAAACGACGACGGUCAGAGUGGGAGUGAUCGGAGGAGGAGGAGGUUAUGGGGUUUGGUAGUUUGUCAUCAUACGAGUCCUAGGUUCGUUCCUUUUCCUCUCAGGUACGCUUGCGAGUUCUUGAUCCAGGUUUUCGGCGUUCAGAUGAACAAGGAAGUCGAUAUGGCGGCUCAACUGAAGGAGAAACAAAUCUUGAACACCCAGACGGUACUCUGCGAUAUGCUCCUUAGGAACGCCCCUCUUGGGAUUAUAACCGAAUCGCCAAACGUGAUGGAUCUCGUUAGGUGCGAUGGAGCCGCUCUUUACUACAAGAACAAGUUUAGAACGCUCGGGGUCACUCCCACGGAGAAGCAAAUGAAGGAUAUAAUCUAUUGGCUUCUCGAAUCGCAUUCCGAGAGCACUGGGUUGAGUACCGAUUGUCUUAUGGAAGCCGGUUAUGCAGACGCUUCGGUUCUCGGCGACGAUGUGUGUGGAAUGGCGGCGAUUAAGAUAACAGCUAAAGAUUUUCUCUUUUGGUUUCGGUCCCAUACUGCGAAGGAGGUGAAAUGGGGUGGAGCGAAACACGACCCUUUAGAUAAGGACGAUGAUGAUGGAAGGAAGAUGCAUCCAAGGUCGUCUUUCAAGGCGUUCUUGGAAGUUGUCAAGAGGCGGAGCUUGCCGUGGGAGGAUGUCGAAAUGGACGCGAUUCAUUCGUUGCAACUUAUCUUGAGAGGAUCUUUGCAGGACGAGACUACAGAUGAUGGCAAAGCAAUCGUGACUCUUCCCCCGAUCGACGCGAGCAUGCAGUCCAUGCAUGAGCUUCGUGUCGUUACUAAGGAAAUGGUUCGUUUGAUCGAGACCGCUUUCGUCCCGAUCUUGGCUGUGGAUCCUUUGGGGAAUGUUAGUGGUUGGAAUACUAAGGUGGCAGAGCUAACCGGCUUGAUCACAGAAGACGCAAUUGGAAAACCUUUGGUUGAUCUUGUUUUGGAUCAUUCUGUCGACACUGUGAAGACAGUUAUCUCUUCGGCUCUACAAGGUACAGAAAUGAAGGACAUUGAAAUUAGGCUGAAAACAUUUUCAAAUGAAGAAAACAAAGGUCCCGUUUUCUUGGUGGCUAAUGCGUGUUGCAGUCGAGACUUGAAUGGAAAAAUCAUUGGCAUUUGGUUCGUUAGCCAGGACUUGACGGGUCAGAAAACAACAAUGGAGAAAUAUAUGCAAGUAAAAGGAGAUUACGUUGGAAUCAUGUGGAAUCCAUCGAUACUAAUCCCUCCUAUAUUCAUGAUCGACGAGAACGGUCGAUGUUUGGAGUGGAAUUACGCCAUGCAAAAGAUGUCUGGCAAAAAGAGAGAAGAAGUCGUUGACAAGAUGCUUCUAGGAGAGGUCUUUACCGUGGAUAGCUCUGGUUGUCGGCUUAAAGAUCAAGACACAUUUACCAAAUUACAGAUAACAAUGAACGGAGUAAUCGCAGGACACCAAACCAGUAAUAAAUUGCUGUUUGGUUUCUUUAACGAGCAAGGUAACUACGUCGAGGCAUUGCUUUCCGCGAAUAAAAGGAUCGACGUAGAUGGAAAGACCACAGGAAUCUUGUGUUUCUUACACGUGGCUAGUCCAGAGCUACAAUACUCGUUGCAAGUGCAAAGGAUGUACGAAGAAGAUCUGCGAAACACUCGCAAGAAAUUGGCUUACAUUCGCAGCGAGACCGUAAACCCUUUAAACGGGAUAAAGUGCAUGCAAAAACUAAUGGAAUCUUCUUCCAACUUAAGUGAACACCAAAGACAGCUUUUGAAGGCAAACGAGUUAUGUCAAGAGCAAAUGACUAAGAUUUUUCAAGACACCGAUGUUGAGACCAUUGAGGAAAGUUACCUGGAAAUUGGGUGUGGUGAGUUUAAUCUUGGAGAAGUAAUGCUAGCAGUUAUAAACCAAGCAAUGGGUUUGAGUCAGGAGAGGCAAGUGCAGGUCUUGUAUGAACCACCAGCCCAAGUGUCUUCGUUGAACUUGUAUGGCGAUCAUUUGAGGCUACAGCAAGUUCUUUCUGAUUUUCUAACAAACGCCAUUGCAUUUAGUCCUGCAUUUGAAGGGUCAUCUGUUCAGCUAAGGUUGAAAAUGAAGAAGGAACAAAUCGGGACGAAGAUGCAUAUUAUGCAUCUCGAAUUCAGGAUUAGACAUCCAACCCCUGGAAUUCCAGAUAAAUUGAUCAAUGAGAUGUUCAAGAGCAGCAGAGGCAUGUCAAGAGAAGGUUUAGGACUAUACAUAAGUCAAAAACUUGUGAAAGCAAUGAACGGUUCUGUGCAAUAUGUUAGAGAAGAUGAGAGAUUAUCAUUCUUAGUUCUUCUUGAGUUUCCUUUGGUUCAUCCAUGAAAUUUCCUUGUAAUUAUAGCAUCAAAAAGUUCACAUAAUGUUCAAUAAAAGGAAAGACAACAAUAAUUAAUUGUAUCUUCUUCUUUUGGUUGUAA
Impatiens glandulifera is the source of this 3736-nucleotide messenger RNA. Its product is annotated as phytochrome C. The record is from RefSeq and is a predicted model, not a curated record. Bases 255 to 3641 code for a protein of 1128 amino acids. The transcript has 5 exons. Gene Ontology annotation, biological process: regulation of DNA-templated transcription; red, far-red light phototransduction; detection of visible light. NCBI's taxonomy places the organism in Eukaryota, Viridiplantae, Streptophyta, Magnoliopsida, Ericales, Balsaminaceae. Gene Ontology annotation, molecular function: protein homodimerization activity; photoreceptor activity.